Sciurus carolinensis (gray squirrel) is the source of this 2551-nucleotide messenger RNA. It is a transcript of the gene Sirpb2, whose product is annotated as signal regulatory protein beta 2. Gene Ontology annotation, cellular component: plasma membrane. The record is from RefSeq and is a predicted model, not a curated record. Lineage: Eukaryota; Metazoa; Chordata; Mammalia; Rodentia; Sciuridae. The transcript has 5 exons. The coding region runs from base 27 to 1097 and encodes 356 amino acids.
GACUCCAGCACCCACCAGAGAGCAGAAUGCCAGCCAGUCGUGGGAACCACAGGAGGUGCCAGGCACCCUCCGUGACGCCCACCUCCACCCAUGUGGCCCACUCACCUCUCUGCUUCCUGCAACUGGCGCUGUUCCUUGUCCUCUCAGGGGCCUCAGAGCAGAGCAGCUGGAGCGAGUGGCAGGUGCUGCAGCCGGAGGGCCCCAUGCUGGUGGCGGAAGGUGACACCCUCCUGCUGAGGUGUACAGUGGUGGGCUCCUGCGUUGAGGAUAUGAUAAAAUGGGUCAAAGUGAGCUCUCAGGACCAGCAGGAAAUUUACAACUUCAAACGCGGCUUCUUCCCUGGCGUGUUGCCGGCGACCCAGCGGACACUGGAGCGUCCUGACUGCGAUUAUUCCAUCUAUAUCUACAAUGUCACCCGGGAGCACACUGGAACCUACCACUGUGUGAGGCCCGCAGGCUCGAGUGAGGCCCUAGCGACAAAGCUGGACGAGGGCACCUCUGUGACCGUGCAGGGACCUGGGGACCCUGAGCCGGACCUGUGGGUCAUCCAGCCGCAGGACUUGGUGUUGGUGACCGCAGGAGACACCGCGCUGCUGAACUGCACAGUGCUGGGGGACGGUCCGCCUGGCCCCAUCAGGUGGUUCCGGGGGACUGGUGUCAGUCGCGAGGCCAUUUACAACUUUGAAGGCCUCUCCCACCCCAACGUGACGGCAGCACGGGCCUCCGAGAGUGACUUCAGUAUUCUCCUGCAAGCCGUCUCCACCGAGGACACAGGCAUCUACUACUGUGUAAAGUUUCAGAGGAAAUCCAACAGACAGUACCUGUCCGGGCAGGGGAGCAGGCUGAGGGUGCAAGCAAAGCCCCCGUCUCCCACAGAGACCGAUGAACCUGCCGUUCAGAUAUCUCCGACAGGCCUCCCGUCUGUGCCCAUGCUUGUGGUCCUGGGGCUGAAGUCAGUGACCUUGGCUGCACUCCUACUGGCCCUGGCUGCCUGCCGGCAAAGAAGGCUUCAAGACCCCAGGCCCAGCGGAGGCGGGCACAGCUUAGCAUGGGGAAAGCACAUGAGUGACAGGCCAGCCCCAGAGUACAUGCUCUGAGUUGGAGACAAGCUCCUCAACCUCCAAUCCCAGCCUCCAAUGCCAGCCUCCACAUGCCCCCCAGGCCUGAGGACAAACUCCUAGAUCCCAUCACCUGGUUGCAGUCACCUGGUGAAAUUCUCCCCUUGGCGCUGGGCUCCCAUCCCAUGUGCGCGUCUCUCUCCUCUCAGCCUUCGAGUCCUCCUCGUCCUUCAAGCCCUCAAACCUGCUGCAGCCUCUUCCUGAGAGCCUCCCUCCCUCUGUGCCUUCCCAUGUCUUUCUUGUCCUUCAAGACACAACUCAGAGUCUUCUUCCCGGGUUUCCCUGGGCAUCUGAGCUCACCCAGCCACAGGUGGUGCCUCUCCGUUCACAUCCCUGUCUCGCAGCUCCUCCUCCUUCCCUUCCCAGCGGGGCUGGCUUGGUGCGAUAAUUACGAUGCAGGUUCGGGGGGCGGGAUCUCUCAAAUAACAGCGGCUUAAACCUGAAGAAAGUUGAUUUCUCUAGGAAAAUCUGACCACAAGCCAAUCAGGCCACAUAGGAGCUCCCUGGUAUGCAGACUCCUUGACCUCGAUGCUACCAGGCCCACAUUCUAUAGGAAGAUGUCAGGAAGCAGAAUAUGACCUUCUCCUUUAAGGGCACAGUCGGGAAUUUGCCCACCUCGCACCUCAUUGGCUGGAAGUUGGUCACAUGGUGGGUGUUCAGGGAUGCUAUUGGCGGAGGCAAGGUAUAAGAAGGCUGCUGCUGGAGGACGAGACAGGUCGAGUCCCUGUUCGCAGUAAGCCUCAUUACCGCGACAGCUCCUGCCACCAAUAGGAGUGAAGUGGGCAGUAUUCUAAUUGAGUUUUCUAAAGUAACCGAUAGGGGGAAAGUGGACACUACGCUGAUCAGGUAUCAUAAGGUGACCAAUGGGGACAAGUGGGGAAGGUCUCCAAACAGGUCCGCAUAGGGAAGAGACCGCCUCACAGCCCAGCACAAAAGACACUAGCAUCCAGACAUGGGGCCCUGGACCUCGCUCUAGCUCACCCAGCGCUACUUCACCUCCACCUUCAACAAAUCUGUGUGUCUUGCUCGAUUCUUUGUACCGGACACCAAGGACCUGGACCCCAGCUAGACACCCUGAUAAUAACAGUCACCCCUAGCUGCAAGGAAGGCUGGGGAUUGGCAUGUUUAUUCUGGCAGACAGGUGCUCAGUGGAAAAUUUUCAUUAGAGGACUGGAGGGUAGAUAUUAAGGAAUAACCGGUGAGGUCCAGGUCGGUGGUGGACAGGCAGCCUCUUACUGGCUUGUGGAACUCCUGAGUUCAAUUCCCAGCUGCACCACCACCUCUUUCCACCAUCACCUCCACUAGGGAGCAUAACGUAGGUAGUGCAGCAGUUCCCAAGAAGAGUGGUUUUGCAAUUCCGGAGGCUGAGGUAGGAGGAUCACAAGCUUGAGGCCAGCCUCAGCAACUUACAGAGGCCCUGUCUCAAAAUAAAA